GGAGAUCAUGUGGGUGGAAUCUUUUUAGCCUUCUUUUUUUCGGGGGAGGGAUAAGCUUUCUCGCCAGGGUGUUGCGGUGGGAACCUAGUCGCCGCAUAUAACUUUCCGCAUGGGUCCUCAAUACAUCGCCUAUCUUUGGAAUAUUAAGAUCUCUUUCUAUAUCUCUGGUUCUCAUGUACCAAGGGGAGUUACAUAGUGAUCUAACUACUUUACUUUGAGCAACUCUUAUUUUAUUCAGAUUAGUUCUGGCCGUAAUUCCGUAUAUUUGCAACGCAUACUUUCAAAUUGGGGUCAGGAUGGAUUUAUACAGGCGAACUUUAUUUGCCAAUGAGUGUUUGUUUCUCGGCGAUAAGAGCCACGACUUUUUGCAGCCUUUGAAAGUACUGCUUGCUUGAUCAUAGUCGUAUGCCUAUGAAACGUUAGUCCUCUGUCCAAAAUCACCCCGAGGUAUUUGUAGAAGGACUCGUGUUGAAGUGUGGAGCCGAGCAUGGAAAUUCCAGAGCAGUUCAAAGGCCUUUUUGUGAAUGUGACGCAAGCACAUUUACUGCAAUUAAUGCCGGUUUUCCAUUCCGUUGCCCACUUCUCGAAGGCCGUCACAUAUUCCUGUAGGCCCCUGGUUGCAUCACUUAUGCUUGUACUCCUGACCAUUAGAUGACCGCGGUGUCAUCUGCGUAAGAUGCAAUAAGAACAUUUUCGUAUUCAACUUCUGUACAGCACCAGGAAUCCGGCAUAUCAGAAGUAUACAGCGAAUAAAGAGUCGGGCCUGAAACACUGCCUUGGGGUACGCCUGCUGAGAUUGUACGCGUAGACGAUUUGUCGCCAUCGACAACCACACUGAACUUUCUGUUCGAUAGAAAGCUUUUUAUAAGGAGAAAUAGCUGUGGCGUCAAAAUGGUCUUAAGCUUACUUAGAAGACCAUCAUGCCAAACUCUAUCAAAGGCUUGUUGUAUAUCAAUGAAUACAGCUGUUGUAUACAUCUUGUCCUCCAUUGCCUCCAAAGCAAAGUUUGUCACUGGGUGUAGCAGUUCUGGAGUGCCACGACUUUUUCGGAAACCGAACUGCCACUUUGGAAUAGCUUGGCUCACGCUUGGAAGUUUAAGGAUGCGUUCUAAUAUUACCCUUUCCAACAUUUUCCCUAGCGCGGGUAGAAGACUAAUGGGCCUAUAUGCAUCUAUUUCAGUGGGUUGCUUUCCAGGCUUCGGAAUCAUCGUUAUGAUUGCUGAUUUCCAUUUGCUUGGAAAGUGUCCCAGCCUUAGAGCGCUAUUGAACAAUAGGACUAAGAAAAGUACAGCUUUGAUGGGAGUUUGAGCGUCGUGUUAUCUAGGAGGUCCUCACCAGGCGAUUUUUUAGGUUUGAGCUUUUUGAUCUGCGUUACUAACUCUUCCAAAGUAACAGGGUUUGUGGGAAGGGCCAUUUGAAAAGGUUGGUCCAAGAGUGUUUGCACCCUGUCUCGGUGUUCUGCCGCAGUAAGAUUCAGUGGCUUAAAUAUAUCCAAUAAGCUGGCACCAACCACCAGCCGGAUUUCUGAUGGGAGCCUUUGGAAUAACUUGUCUUUUAAGGUUAUUCAUAAGCUCCACAGCGAGUAGUUAGUCGAUGCAUCAAUUUGCAACGAUAAUAAAUACAACAGGCAUCCAAUUAAAAUCCCAAUUGGGGAAGCUCCUAUUCCAACUAAGGAAGGAGAAAAUUUACACCUCAAAAUUUUUUACGCGCAGAAUCUCAUUUUCUUAACUUGCAUUGAUGCGUAUUCAAAAUUCGUGGUAUUAAAAAAAAUCGAAAAUAAACUUAACGUAGAGAAUAAAGUAAUGGAAUUGCUUCAACAAUUUCCCCACACCAAAGUAAUUAUGACUUUUAAGAACCAAGCUUCACCUCUGCUAAACUUAAAUCCUUUGCACAAAGAUGUGGUUUAACUAUACAUUUCGCAGACCCCAGACACAGUACCUCGAACGGACAAGUUGAAAGGGCACAUUCAACAUUAACAGAAUUAGCUCGUUGCAUAAAGGAAGAAUUUAAGCUGAUUGACUAUUCAGAAAUAAUUGUUAGAGCCGCAAAAGAAUUCAAUACAGCAUUCAUUCUACAACAAAUCAAACAACUUUCGAUAUUCUCUAUAAUAAAAUUGAACACGAAAACAUUUAAAAAAUUCUAAUGAACACUCAAGAAAAAAUGUUAGAAACACAUAAUGAAGGUCGUAAGGAAAAAGAUUAUCAUGUAGGGUAAGUGGUUUAUGAAAAGAAACAUGGAGAAAGAAAUAAACUAAAAUCAAGAUAUAAGAAACAGGUUGUUAAGGAUAAACUUGCCUAACAAAAGAAUAAUAAUAAUUAAAUAAGAAUUAUUCACAAGGAAAAUAUUAAGUUUUAACAAACAUUAUAUUUCUUUUAAAAUUAAAGAAAAUGCAUUUCUUAUUACUUUUAACACCAUUCGUAAUGAUAGCCACUUCAGAAAUAAUUGAUUUCUCCAAUCACGAUUUUUUCCUGUUAUCAUAUGCCCACUUAUUCCACAUACCUAAUUUAAGUCUUUAUAAGGAAAUAAUCGAUCUAGAAUCAGGAUACAUAAAAAAGGAUCCAAAUAAAAGGUCACAAUGGGAAAUAACUUACGAACUACAAUUAAUCGAAUUAAUUUUGUCACAGCUGAUAUCAACUAAAUCCAUAAGAGGAAUAGAUGAGUUAGACACUGUUUGGAAAUGGUUAACUGGAACUCCGGAUAACGAUGAUUUUAUUACAACACAGAAUAAAAUAAACGACUUAAUUGAAAACAAUAACCAACAAUUUAUUAUCAAUUCAGAAUUGUUUAAGAUAAAAUCACUUUCCGAUCACUUAAAAAACUAUUUUAUGGGUCAAGAAUUGCCGUUAACAUUCGACUUGCAAAACAUUAUUGAUACUACUACACUGGCAAAAAUGUGUUUAUUUCACAUAAUGAUGAAAAAUUACUAAUAAGCAAUCAGGUCGCAAAAUGCGAAAAUACUUUCUAUGAAAUAUCUAAUUAUGUGCAAAUAAUAUUGUAAGCAAUUCCCAUUUAGGCGUGUCAUAUUUAAUAACAUUCAACGGCACAACCACAAUAAGUAAUAUUUCAUACAAUAAUUUAGAAAACAAAAUAAAUUUAAAUUUGCAAUUGGAAAAUAUCAAUUUUAUUUAUAUUAUUAAUUUUAAUAAUUUUGUAUUUGAUUACUACAUUAAUAAUUGUCGCGGAACGGAUAAGUUGGCUAUCGAUAAGUAGUUAAGAAAUUUGUCACCGAUUGACGGCACUCGGGCACAUUAAAUACUAAAUGUAUGCAUUUUUAUCGCUAUUGUAAUUGGUCACAUCGAUUUAACUAAGAAUUAAGCUACUUUGCGCGUCAGAUCAGUUCGUCUGACGAUACCAAGAGUGAGGGAAGAGAAACUGCGAAUAAAACGGUCGUCAUUUGUCUAAGCCAAUAAGCGCUUAAGGCAUUUACUUUGUAUUGUCGGCAGCUCGACAUUUCUUUUAUUCGCAUUCUUUAUUCGCACCCUGUGAUUUGCAACAUGCCGGCGCUGAGGCGAAGCCCCAGACUAGAUCAGUCCAAGGGGCCCACGACGAGUGUGGCUAGUGAUAUACAGCAGCCUCAAAGUUCCAAGGUAAGUGGAUUACUCGGUCAGAAUCCGAUUGGUACUCCGCAGCCUGCCAAAGCAGGGCAGACUACAAAUUCCACAACUGUAGAGGUGGCGAACCUACUGGAAAGAAUCGGAACCUUAGAAAGGGAACUAUCCAAGGCCAAGUAUGAGUGAAACGUCGUCAGCUAUGAGUGAAGCGACGACGCAGAUGUUGAGUAAAAAUUUGCAACGGGAACAAUUUGUGACGCCAUCUUUGAAUUGCACAAUUGAGUGCAAAUUUGCUCGCACAAUUGAGUGCAAGUUUGCAGCCACAAUUGAGUGGAACUAGUGGGCAACAAGUCACACGGAAUAAUAACUGUACAACAGUGAGCCUAGCGUGCGAGAUGUGCUGCCAAUAUCAGAACCGAACAUAGCCAGAACCAAUAUUGUGCCGUUUGCCACAAAGGUGAGCAACCUUGCAGCGUUUUUGAAGUCAACGAAGAAUGGCAUUCAGCAUUUAGGAAAUCCUACCCUAAUGGAGGAGCUGAUAGCUAAGUUGCCUAUAAGCAAGAGGUUGGACUGGGCGAAGCAUGCGGCUACGAUAGAACCAUAUCCAACAGUGGUGCAUUUUAGCAAAUGGCUACACGAGCUCGCUAAAUUGAUAUGCAUUGUUACGGAUGCUGCAAGUAAAGAUCCGAAGCGAAGGCUAUUACACGCAAGCACAAGUCGUAUGGAUGGAAAGGAUACUGACUCUCACAAAUGUUGUCCAAUAUGUGAGGGGCAGCAUGGAAUCAAGGACUGCGAAGAAUUUCAUCAUGCACUUCCGACAGCGAGAAUCGAGUUAGCAAGGAAGCAUAUGAUCUGCUUCGCGUGCUUGGAGAGUGGACACAUGGCCCGGUUCUGCAAGAAGGGCACCAAAUGCAGUGUCAACGGGUGCCAAAGAAGUCAUCACUACCUGCUCCACGAUAGAAUCGGGAAUUCCAGGCUACCCCAGUCGAACGGCGGCCGCUUCAAGGAGCAUACGAGCACUUGAGAUCAGGAGCUGCAAAGGGACACCAGUCAUCGCCGACGUAAUCCCUUUACGUCAACGACUGCAACGCUAAAAGCAGGACAAGCCGAGGAUGGCCAGGAAUCGCCACACCGAAACCUUAGCUGCGUUGACCCGGAUGGAGAUGACCUGCCGGAUUUUGCCAGUGACGUUGUACGGGAGGAAUAAGCAAGUGGACCCAUACGCGCUGCUCGAUGAGGGAUCGUCCGUAACGCUUAUUGACGACGACAUCAUCCAGAGCCUGAACCUAAAGGGAGGGAGUCGACAGCUCAACGUGCAGUGGUUUGGUGGCAAAUCCGUCAGAGAGCACACAACGGUAGUUAGCCUGCAGAUAAGUGGCACGGGCAAAUCCAUGCGCCAUGACCUACGAAAUGUGUUCGCUGUAUCGAAUCUAAAUCUUCCGAUGCAAAGCUUGCGUCGGGAGGAUGUUAAGGCAAGAAAGGAAAAUGCACGCCUACCCGUUAAACCAUACUUCGAUGCAACGCCAAGGAUCUUGAUCGGCUUAAAUCACGCUCAUCUGUGUAUUCCACUGAGGACCAGAAGCUUUGGAGCAGGAGGACCAUUUGCAGCCGCCACCAAACUUGGAUGGGUAGUGUACGGACCGGUAAAAGGGAGUGCAAGUCCACCGGUAUCGAGAUCAUGCCUUUUAGCCGUGUCACACGAUAAUCUUCUAGAGAAGAUGGUUAGCGAUUACUUCGAAACUGAGAAUUUUGGAGUAAAGCCCGCACCGCCGGUCGCAGCUGGUGACGAUGUGCGAGCCUUAAGCAUUUUGGAGGACACGACGAAACGUAUAGGCCGACGAUACCAGACUGAUCUCCUAUAGAAAGACGACGAGGUGAGACUGCCAGACAGCUACAACAUGGCACUCAAGAGACUCGUCAACAUUAAACGGAAAAUUAAGCGCGACGAGGUCUUCGCGCUUACAAGGGAAUUAUGGAUGAUUACAUGAAGAAGGGAUAUGCACGACGACUAGAGCCGCAGGGGAUAACUCACUCCAACGGCGGCAAGGUAUGGUACCUUCCGCAUUUCGGGGUAGAGAACCCAAACAAGCCGGGAAAAAUCCGUCAAGUCUUCGAUGCCGCAGCCAAAGUGAACGAUAUAUCACUGAACUCGGCGCUGAUGAAAGGCCCUCAGCGCUACAAAUCCGUACCAGCAGUGCUCUUCCGCUUCCGGGAAGGUGCCGUUGGAGUAUGUGCAGACUUCAAGGAAAUGUUGCACCAAGUGCUGAUACAGCCACAGGACAGAUGUGCCCAGCGAUUCUUGUGGAUAAAUGGAGAGGAUCGUCGGAACCCGGACACCUACGAGAUGCAGGUCAUGACAUUCGGAGCAGCUUGAUCUCCUUGUGCAGCGGACUAUGUGAAGCUCGUCAACGCUUCGCAAUAAAGUAGUACGGAUCUGCGAGCGGUUCUGGCGAUAAAGGAGUACCACUACGUGGACGACUAUGUGGACAGUUUCAUGAGCAAGGACGAUGCUAUCGCCGUUUCGUCACGGGUGAGAGAAAUACAUGCAAACGCAGGAUUUGAUUUGUGUCGGUUUUCCUCCAGUUCGGCAGAUGUUCUUGGGUUCUUGAGCUGCUACAUGAUAACCGCUAAACUGCUGAUGCGAGAGAUUUGGCGGAGGAGAGUCAAGUGGGAUGAGCCCCUCCCAGACGAAUUGGCCGCAGCAUUUGAGUGCUGGCGGCAAGAAAUAAAAUACAUGGAAGAAUUCCGAUGUCCACGCUACUACUUCGUCGCUGGACGUGUACGGACCCUGCAGCUGCACGUCUUCGUGGACUCCAGCCAAUCUGCGUUCGCCGCGGCGGCUUAUUGGCGGGCCAAGUACGCAAACCACGAUGGGCAGGCACAUUUUGUGUGUUCCAAAACGAAAUGUGCUCCCAUGAGGACGAUGUCGAUCCCACGACUGGAACUUCAAGCAGCUGUAUUAGGAACUAGACUGAUGGACACCGUUAAACGUGUAGCGAUCAGUAGCUGCACACUAUGGACCGACUCUAAGACCGUGCUGUACUGGAUCACCAGCACUCACCGGAGAUAUAAGCAAUUUGUUGGAAAUCGGGUGGCAGAAAUCUUAGAAUCCACAGAGGUUUCCCAAUGGAGAUGGCUACCAUCUGCCGUAAACGUGGCAGACGACGCAACCAGGUCGCAACGCCGCGUUGACUUCAGCCCAGGUUCGCGGUGGUUAAGCGGACCACCAUUCCUAAUGGGACCUGAAGAAAGUUGGCCCAAAUUUUCUGUAACCGAUGGACGCGCUCCACAGGCCGCUGAGGAAGAAGAGAUGUCAGGUGAGUUUGUAUUGGCCAUGGCAAACGCGCCGCUUCUAUCUUGGCAGAGGUUCUCGAGUUUCAACCGACUGGUAAGAACGACAGCAUGGAUCCUAAGAUUUAUUCGACGCUGUCGCGGGCAACGCUACGAGCGAGAAGAGCACGGGCUUACCUCUGUCGAACGUGCUGACGCGGAGCACGCAUUGGUCCGGCGGGCGCAGAUAGAAGCGUUCGGCGAGGAAGCCCAAACAGGAACGGUCAGCAAGAGCAGCCAAUUAUCAGGACUUUCGCCGUAUUUGGAUAGAGAGGGUAUCAUGCGUGCCAAUGGAAGGAUUGAAGCAGCGGCAUGCGUACCAUAUGUUUUGGAUUACUAACGUGGGGAGGCUACUACGGAAGGUGGUGGCUAACUGUAACGUAUGCAAUUUAAGGAAGGCACGACCGACACAAUUGCCGGAGGAUCGGCUUGAGGCAAAUGGAUGGCCAUUUAAGUUCACUGGCCUGGACUAUUUCGGACCAUUGCUUGUGUCGAUUGGGCGCCGAACAGAGAAGAAGUUGGUGGCGCUAUUUACCUGCCUAACUACGAGAGCCGUCCACUUGGAGAUGGCUCAUGAUUUGUCAACAGAUUCAUGCAUCAUCGCUAUGAGAAACUUCAUGUGCCGCCGUGGACCUGUGGCUAGGAUAAGGACCGAUAAUGGCAAGAACUUCGUGGGAGCCGAUAUAGAGGCCGAUAAAGAGCCAGAAGAGGCCUGCCAGUGGAGCAGGAGGCUCCACUGUCACCAAACGACCUGUUAAAAGGUGAUAAAUUGGCAUUUGAGAGAUGCACAACAAGGAAGCAGUGACGUAUCGCUCGGAUAAUGAGAGAUCGGUUCUGGAAACGAUGGGUGCACGAGUACUUGCCCACACUUGUUCGCAGAGAGAAAUGGUGCCAGCGUGUUGAGCCCAUGCAUCGAGGAGACCUGGUAUACAUCUGCGAUCCGGCCAUACCACGCAGGGAGUGGAAAAGAGGCGUCGUUGAAGAGGUGUUCACCGGGAAAGAUGGAGUGCCACGGCGGUCUUCGGUGAGGACUAGCGACCGAGCCAAAUUAGUGCUGCGUCCCGCUUCGAAGUUAGCCGUUCUGGAUGUGGUGAAUGCUGUUGCUUAACGGGGGAGGGGAUGUCGCGGAACGGAUAAGUUGGCUAUCGAUAAGUAGUUAAGUGAUUUGUCACCGAUUGAGGGCACUCGGGCACAUUAAAUACUAAAUUUAUGCAUUUUUAUCGCUAUUGUAGUUGGUCACAUCGAUUUAACUAAGAAUUAAGCUACUUUGCGCGUCAGAUCAGUUCGUCUGACGAUACCAAGAGUGAGGGAAGAGAAACUGCG
This is a messenger RNA of Drosophila simulans, 8204 nucleotides long. RefSeq lists its product as uncharacterized. The record is from RefSeq and is a predicted model, not a curated record. The transcript has 2 exons. NCBI's taxonomy places the organism in Eukaryota, Metazoa, Arthropoda, Insecta, Diptera, Drosophilidae. Bases 6046 to 7221 code for a protein of 391 amino acids.